Molecule: messenger RNA, 1044 nt
Organism: Fusarium keratoplasticum
Lineage: Eukaryota; Fungi; Ascomycota; Sordariomycetes; Hypocreales; Nectriaceae
Exons: 4
Coding region: 1-1044 (347 amino acids)
Cellular component (GO): membrane
Source: RefSeq, a predicted model, not a curated record
AUGUCUGACGGAAAAUACGGCAAGUAUAUUCUAUUUGUGGAUGGAAGCUACUGGUUCUACGCCCCCAACAAGGGCGCGGCUAUCUUCUUCUGCAUCGCUUUCUGCGCUUCAGGAUGCGUCCAUGCAUGGCAGUCUUUCCAUUAUAAGUGCUGGAUAUUGACACCUCUGUUCUCCUUUUGUUGCCUCCUCUUCACAGCCGGCUUUGCCCUCCGCGAGUAUGGAGCGUUCCACUAUGACAACCUCAACAUCUUCAUCGCCAGCAUUUGUAUCACAUACGCUGCCCCACCGCUCUUGGAGCUGCAGAACUACCACAUCCUUGGCCGCAUCUUGUACUACGUUCCCUACCAUUCACCGAUUCACCCUGGACGAGUCCUGACUACCUUUGGCUUCGUUUCUGCAAUCAUUGAAAGUCUUAAUGGAUGGGGUGCUUCUUAUUCGGCCAACCAGUCAUUGUCUGACAAGGCGAUCGAAACGGGUCACGCGCUCAUCAAGGCAUCGCUGCUUUUGCAAGUCAUCGUCUUGGUGCUUUUUGUCGUUCUAGCGACAGCAUUUCACCACCGAUGUAUCUCAAAUGGCGUGAGAAACGACCGGCUCCAAAGUUCGCUCAUCACGCUCUACAUAAGCACAACGUUGAUCCUAGCACGAACCAUCUACCGUAUUAUCGAGUACUUCAGCGUGGCAGAGCUCCGAUACGGCCCUGGCUUUGACCCCUCGACAAUAAACCCCGUUGUCCGAUACGAGUGGUUCUUCUACGUGUUCGAGGCAGCUGUGAUGCUGAUCAACACCGUCAUGUUUAAUGUGCGGCACCCACGACGAUAUCUCCCCAAAAGCAACAAGAUCUACCUUGCCCCAGAUGGAGUUACUGAGGUGGAAGGGCCCGGGUUCAAGGACCCCAGGCCAUUUUGGCAGACGCUGAUUGACCCAUUCGACAUCAUUGGGCUGACGACAGGCAAGGGUAGGACGACGGAGAGGUUCUGGGAGACGAGCGAUGAUACGACGACGAGGGACACCGGUAGAACCAAGUCAGAUGUUGAAACUGUCUAG